Molecule: messenger RNA, 612 nt
Organism: Mauremys reevesii (Reeves's turtle)
Lineage: Eukaryota; Metazoa; Chordata; Testudines; Geoemydidae
Product: olfactory receptor 51I2-like
Exons: 1
Coding region: 1-612 (203 amino acids)
Biological process (GO): G protein-coupled receptor signaling pathway
Cellular component (GO): membrane
Molecular function (GO): olfactory receptor activity; G protein-coupled receptor activity
Source: RefSeq, a predicted model, not a curated record
AUGGAGUCUGGAAUCCUCAUGGCCAUGGCUUUUGAUCGCUCCGUGGCCAUCUGCAAUCCUCUGAGAUAUUCCAUGAUCCUGAAAAACUCUGUUGUGGCCAAGAUAGGCCUGGCCGUGGUGCUGCGUAGUGGAAUAAUCACAUUACCUUAUCCCUUCCUGGUGAGGCAGUGGCCAUAUUGCAGAACCAACAUCAUCCCCCACUUCUAUUGUGGGCAUAUAGCUGUGGUAAAGCUUGCCUGCACUGACAUUCGCAUCAGUAGUUACUAUGGGUUGUUUCAUCUUAUCUCGAUGAGUGGAAUGGACAUGUUUUUUAUCGCCGUGUCGUACACUCUGAUCCUCCGGGCCAUCUUCCGCCUCCCCACAAAGGAUGCCCGGCUCAAUACUUUUCGUACCUGCAUCUCUCAUCUUUGUGCCAUCUCAGCUUUGUACAUCCCAGAUUUAGCCUCCUCUUUCAUUCAACGGUUUGGCCAGAAUGUGCCAAUUCAUUUCCUCAUUCUUAUUACCAGUGUGUACCAACUGGUGCCCCCCGUGCUGCACCCCAUCAUUUACGGGGUGAGGACCAAACAGAUCCGGGGCAGGCUGAUCCAACUCUUUACUCCUAAGGAGACCUAA